AUGAUCACAGAAGAAGAAAUAAUCAAAGAAGGAGAACGAAUCAUCGCAGAGUUCGGAGAAUACGCUCGAGAAUUCAGCCUCAAAGACAGCUUCUAUCAUGGAAAGUUCGGACGAUGUUUGCGCUUUUACGUAAAAACUCUCGAAGAGCAGGAAUACAGACUUCUUUUCCACCGAAAUGGUGUUUUAUGUCUCACAAAUUCAAUGCAUUUUGAAAGCUUUGAGCAGUUCUUCAAUUCCCUCUCCCCUGCUUUUCGCGACCUUUUCGGCCGAAAAUUACAAGACAAACUUCAAAACUUAGUGAUUAAAUGA
This is a messenger RNA of Oikopleura dioica, 309 nucleotides long. The record is from the annotation of a GenBank genome assembly. NCBI's taxonomy places the organism in Eukaryota, Metazoa, Chordata, Appendicularia, Copelata, Oikopleuridae.